GAAUACUCAAACUCAAGGUUUUGAAUUGGAUUUAUCUAUAUUUAAUAUUUAUUUAUUCAACUUGUUGUCAAGCAAGGUUGAAUGUGGACCAAGUAUUAAGUUAAGAAAUAAUCAGUAAGUUAAUUCACACCAAAAAAUUCACUAAUAAAUAAAAAAUAAUGUCUGAAGAAAAGGAAUCUUGGACUGGUGAACGAAGAAACAAAGAUUUACGUAUGUUUCCGAGUUGUUCCAGUUUUGAUUUGUUAGAUCCACACGAUCCUGUCCUUAGCCGAUUAGCAACGCAGAUGUUUAAACGUACUAACGACUACCUUCAAGGAGAAAUUGAGACUGGUCAGGAAAAUUAUGUUCUCUUAGAAGAGACAAACAGAAUGGUCAUCACUAAAUAUGCAAGUCUUCAAUCCCUGGCAGUAAAUCUCAACAAGUCAUUAGAUGACAGCAAUCAUAAAUAUCAAGUAGAAGUUAAGCCGUUGCUUGAGCAAAUUGAUAAAAUAUAUGUUGAACUGUCAGCACUAGAGUCCACAGCUUUCCGUUUGGACAGCUACACUAAACUACUUUUGGGGCGUUUUGUGGAACUCCUCGGGAUAGAUAACCACAAUGGUACUAAUUAAUUUAAGAUGUUUUGGGGACUUAUUGUAUCCCAUACUUACCAAUAAGUCUAGGAGCCAUGAGUAGAUCGAACAGGCUGCACAAAAAAACUCAGAUCUCAAAAUGUUACCUAGGUCUUAUAUAAGAUAUCUCAUCUCACCUAAAUCUUGUAUUUGUUAGCUUCUAGUUAUGUCUUAUACAUUAUUAAAUGUAUUAUUCAUGUUUAAUAAACAUUGUUAAUGUUAAUACUUUUGUUCUUAGUUUAAUUUUGUCUCAUUAUAAUAGUUCAAUGGAUAUUUUUUUAGAAAUAACCUUUCAGUCUGCAGAAGUUGUUAUAAAGUGUAAUUAAAAUUUUCCUAAUUA
Papilio polytes (common Mormon) is the source of this 948-nucleotide messenger RNA. RefSeq names its product biogenesis of lysosome-related organelles complex 1 subunit 2 (gene Blos2). Bases 159 to 608 code for a protein of 149 amino acids. NCBI's taxonomy places the organism in Eukaryota, Metazoa, Arthropoda, Insecta, Lepidoptera, Papilionidae. Gene Ontology annotation, molecular function: gamma-tubulin binding. The record is from RefSeq and is a predicted model, not a curated record. Gene Ontology annotation, cellular component: BORC complex; gamma-tubulin complex; BLOC-1 complex. The transcript is spliced from 4 exons. Gene Ontology annotation, biological process: endosomal transport; lysosome localization.